This is a messenger RNA of Lactuca sativa (garden lettuce), 2288 nucleotides long. Its product is annotated as protein CLAVATA3 INSENSITIVE RECEPTOR KINASE 5. Gene Ontology annotation, biological process: protein phosphorylation. Gene Ontology annotation, molecular function: ATP binding; protein kinase activity. The record is from RefSeq and is a predicted model, not a curated record. NCBI's taxonomy places the organism in Eukaryota, Viridiplantae, Streptophyta, Magnoliopsida, Asterales, Asteraceae.
UAAUUCAUGCCCCAUGAGACAUGAGGCAAAGACAGGCGUGCCAAUUCUCUUUAUGCUACAAAAAAACAACACCAAACGCCUCAGUCUGCUUUUUCUUGGUUCUUUCAGAUUCUUGUGGAAAUUGUUUAUCAUCAUCAUCAAAUUUCAAAACCCAAAACCAUAAAGCUCAAAAAUCACACAACAAUCACAAAUCCCACUCAAUUAAUCCUCCAAAGUCCAAACAUCGAUCUUCUAUUCAAUCGAUUCAUUCAAACUUUGAUUGAAAUGAGAGUACAACGAGUAAAAACACCUUCCUUCUUUCUUCUCUUUCUAUCGUUUUGGGGUUGUUCAUACGCCUUACUUUCGCCAAAAGGCGUCAACUUCGAAGUUCAAGCUUUAAUGGGUAUAAAAGCUUCAUUGUUGGAUCCUCAUGAUGUUCUUGAAAAUUGGGAUGCUGAUGCUGUUGAUCCAUGUAGCUGGACUAUGAUCACGUGUUCUUCCGAAAGUUUAGUCAUCGGCUUAGGGACACCUAGUCAAAAUUUAUCUGGCACACUUUCUCCAAGCAUUGGCAACUUAACCAAUCUUCAGAUUGUAUUGUUGCAAAAUAACAACAUCACAGGGGCAAUCCCGGAAGAAAUUGGUAAAUUGAAGAAGCUUCAAACACUUGAUCUUUCGGAUAAUCAUUUCACCAAUGAAAUCCCAUCUUCUUUAGGUCAUUUAACAACCCUUCAAUACAUGAGGCUAAACAACAAUUCUCUUUCUGGGUCAAUCCCAGAAUCGGUAGCAAACAUGACGCAACUUGCAUUUGUAGACUUGUCCUUCAAUAACUUGAGUGGCCCUGUUCCUAGAUUUCCUUCCAAGACCUUUAACAUCAUUGGGAACCCAAUGAUGUGCAAAACAGGAUCCGACCAACAAUGUUAUGGAAUGACACUUAUGCCCAUUUCUAUGCCAUUAAACAACACACAAUCCGAAAACAACUUGGAAAAACGUAAAACUCAUAAAAUCGCUAUUGCUAUUGGUACAAGUGUUGGAUGCAUCUUGUCACUCUUAUUUGGAAUUGUGUUGAUUUGGUGGAGGAAAACUCGUAAUUGUGAACUCUCAUUUGACGCAGAAGAUAAACAUCCGGAAGAAGUUUCACUCGGAAACUUGCGGAAAUUUCAACUCCGGGAACUUCAAAUCGCAACACACAACUUCAGCAACAAGAACAUAUUAGGAAAAGGGGGUUUUGGGCAUGUCUACAAAGGGAUCCUCCACGAUGGAACAUCGGUGGCUGUCAAGCGGCUGAAAGAUGGCGGAGCCGCCGGCGGAGAACGGCAGUUCCAAACAGAAGUCGAAAUGAUUAGCCUAGCAGUUCACCGGAAUCUCCUCCGGUUAUACGGAUUCUGUAUGACUCCGACUGAAAAGCUCUUAGUCUACCCAUAUAUGUCCAACGGCAGUGUCGCUUCUCGCCUCAAGGCAAAACCAGUGUUGGAUUGGGGCCUUAGGAAGAAAAUUGCAUUAGGGGCAGGAAGGGGAUUGUUGUACCUUCAUGAACAAUGUGACCCUAAAAUCAUUCAUAGAGAUGUCAAGGCUGCAAAUAUAUUACUCGAUGACUGUUGUGAGGCGGUUGUUGGUGAUUUUGGGCUCGCAAAGCUUUUAGACCAUCAAGAUUCUCAUGUCACCACUGCGGUUCGAGGCACCGUGGGCCAUAUUGCUCCCGAGUAUCUUUCAACGGGCCAAUCGUCUGAGAAGACAGAUGUUUUUGGAUUUGGGAUCCUUCUGCUUGAACUCAUCACGGGUCAACGGGCUCUAGAAUUUGGGAAAGCCGCAAAUCAGAAAGGAGCAAUGCUUGAUUGGGUGAAAAAGAUCCAUCAAGAGAAGAAACUAGACAUAUUAGUAGACAAAGAUUUAAAGAAUAAUUACGAUCGAAUGGAGUUGGAAGAGCUUGUAAAAGUGGCUUUGUUGUGUACACAGUAUCUUCCCGGCCACCGGCCAAAGAUGUCGGAAGUUGUACGGAUGCUGGAAGGCGAUGGGUUGGCAGAGAGAUGGGAAGCUUCACAGGGGAUAGAGUCCACCGGAAAGUUCAGAACGCCGGAGCUGUCUUCGUCGGAAAGAUAUUCUGACCUCACAGACGACUCUUCGUUACUUGGACAAGCCAUAGAACUCUCUGGCCCAAGAUGAGUUAGUUAUGUAUUAUCAAGUGUAUCUAUUUUUUUAUUAUCAAGUUUUAGUUUUAAAUUAAUUUUUUUAGUUCUUAAGUCGUUUAUUUGUACAAAGUUUUGUCGAGAAAAGCGUGAAUUAAAUAAUAUAAUUUCUAUUUUUUUUUCUAA